Molecule: messenger RNA, 876 nt
Organism: Salvia hispanica
Lineage: Eukaryota; Viridiplantae; Streptophyta; Magnoliopsida; Lamiales; Lamiaceae
Molecular function (GO): nucleic acid binding
Source: RefSeq, a predicted model, not a curated record
AUGAGAUGGUGUCUGACUCAUAUUCAGCCAACCAUAGCUGAAGGUAAGCUUCUCUAUCAUGCAAUGCACAACAUUGUUCAUAUUGAUGAGAAAUGGUUCUACAUGAUAAAGACUUCAGACAGAUACUACCUGUUGCCGGAUGAGGAUGAGCCUUAUAGAAGGCCAAUGUUUGGCAGUGAUGGGCAGACCAUCUUUGAUGGUAAAAUAGGCAUAUUUCCAUUCACAGAGCAAGUUCCAGCCAAAAGAAAGUCAAAGAAUAGGCCAAAAGGGACACUUGAGACAAAGCCUAUCCCAUCAGUUAACAAGGAAGCCAUGAGAGAAUGUCUCCUUAAUCAGAUUAUUCCAGCAAUCAAGGCUAAGUGGCCAGCCAAUGCAAAUAAGGAAAUAUACAUCCAACAAGAUAAUGCCAAACCCCAUCUCAAAGCCUCUGACUUACAAUUUGAGGCUGCUGCAAGUACAGAUGGUUUUAAAUUCCAUCUAAUUAGCCAACCAGCCAACUCCCUAGAUACUAAUGUGCUAGACCUUGGCUUUUUUAGGGCCAUACAGUCACUACAAGAUGACAAACUAGCCACCAAUAUAGAUGAAUUGUUGGCAAAUGUUUGGAGUUCUUUUGAGGAACUCACACCACAAACACUGAACAAGGUAUUCCUAUCAUUGCAAAGUUGUUUAAGAAAGAUCCUAGAAGUGCAUGGGGGCAACAACUACAAAAUACCACACUUGAACAAAGAUAGGUUGAGUAGGACAGUGGGGCUUCCUACCUCACUUGAGGUUGAAGAAACUCUGGUAAGGGAGAGCUUGGAGUAUCUACUACUCCCUGAGAAUGAUGUGGGUGGUUCAUAUCACAUAGGGCAUUUAAACACUGUGCUAGGGUUGUAG